This is a messenger RNA of Sphenostylis stenocarpa, 177 nucleotides long. NCBI's taxonomy places the organism in Eukaryota, Viridiplantae, Streptophyta, Magnoliopsida, Fabales, Fabaceae. The record is from the annotation of a GenBank genome assembly.
AUGGCCCCAAAAAAAAUUGAAGAAGGAAGGUGUGGAAAUAUAUAUGAUUUGUACAGUGGAGAUGUGUGUUGUGUUAUCCUGACGCCGGUAGAGUGUUAUGGUGUUGGAAACUUUGUGUGUCAUUUUCGGGUGUGUGGUGUUGCAUCGUGGUCGGUAGAUUUCGCGAGAGGAUCUUAA